UAGUAUAUAUAAUUAUUUUUAAAUUGUAUGUAUUUAUACAUAGUUCUGCACUGAAAAUAUGGAGAGUGACGAUGAUGUGACAAUAGCUAGUGCUAUUUUUGUAAUCAUGGAGCAAAAGAAGAAGAAGGUUGUAAACAAACGUAAAAAACGUAGAUGGUGGAGUGUAUCACUAUUCAAAAAUAGAAAGAGAUAUAACGGCAACGACCUGCUAAAUGAUAAUAUGUCCUUAGAAGUUUCCGGUAAAUUUGAAAAUUUUUGUCGGAUGGCACCUGCUGAUUUCGAAAGUCUCCUGCAAUUAAUAGGCCCAUAUAUAACUAAACAGACCACACAAAUGAGACGUACCAUUUCUGCCAAAGAAAGAUUUGGCUUAACUUUACGAUUCCUUGCGUCAGGUGACAGUUACCAGAGUUUGAGCUACUUAUUUAAAAUAUCACCGCAACUUAUAUCCUCCAUCGUGAUUGAAGUAUGUGAAGCGUUAAAAAAUGUACUUCGGGACCAAGUAAAAGUUCCUACGACUUCUGAUGAAUGGAAAAAGAUUUCAGAUUUAUUCGAAGAAAGAUGGAAUUUUCCAAACUGUGUUGGGGCUAUAGAUGGAAAACAUAUAGUGAUAAUGUCUCGCCUAAAUAGUGGUAGUGAAUAUAUAAACUACAAGGGAACAUUUAGUAUCGUACUAAUGGCUUUGUGUGACGCGGAUUAUUGUGUAACAUACAGUAAUAUAGGCUCGCAAGGCAGAAUAUCAGAUGGAGGUGUAUUCAAUAAUUGUUCCUUGUAUGAAGCGUUAGAAAAUAAGACUUUAAACCUACCUACUGACGAACCAUUGCCGAUGAGAGAAAAUCCUGUACCCUAUGUUAUUAUUGGUGACAAUGCAUUUCCUUUAAAAGAAUAUCUGAUGGUUCCUUAUAGUGGAAGUCAUGACAGAGGCACACCAGAGCGCAUAUAUAACUACAGACUUUCUAGAGCCCGCAGAAUAAUUGAAAAUGUAUUUGGAAUUAUGUCUGCAGUAUUUUGAGUUUUACGAAAACCCAUUCUUUUAAGCCAAGAUAAAGCUCGAUUAAUCACAGAAUGUUGUGUAUUGCUACAUAAUUUUCUAAGAAGAAGCAGUAAUUCGAGAAAUAUUUACACACCUACGGGUACAUUUGACAGGGAACAAGAUGGUAAAAUUGCCAGUGGUUCUUGUAGGAAUGAGACACGUCAACACAGAUCAUUUUUGUCACUACAAAGAAGGGGCAGAAGAACAUGCUCAGAAGUAAAGAAAAUUCGCGAAGAAUUUUCUAAAUACUUUGUUACAAACGGCAAAGUUGAGUGACAGGAAAAAUACCAAUAAUACAUAAUGUAAAAAUAGCAUGUAAAUAUCAUUUUAAAAAGUUGUACCAAUAAACAUGUACUUACCA
Diabrotica virgifera virgifera (western corn rootworm) is the source of this 1391-nucleotide messenger RNA. RefSeq lists its product as uncharacterized. The coding region runs from base 59 to 1009 and encodes 316 amino acids. The transcript has 3 exons. Lineage: Eukaryota; Metazoa; Arthropoda; Insecta; Coleoptera; Chrysomelidae. The record is from RefSeq and is a predicted model, not a curated record.